Molecule: messenger RNA, 1890 nt
Organism: Menidia menidia (Atlantic silverside)
Lineage: Eukaryota; Metazoa; Chordata; Actinopteri; Atheriniformes; Atherinopsidae
Source: the annotation of a GenBank genome assembly
AUGGCGCCGGGCCACCGCCACACUGGCACAGCAUCAGUUGCCUGGACGACGUGCUCCAGAGACUACUACAGGAGGAAUGGGAAGCCAACCGCCAAGGGGGGUGAGGUGCCCUCGCCCUUGCAGCGAAACGUUGGAGGAGGGGGAAACGUGCCGGUGCGCUUGUGCUACUUCGUCAGCGCGGUCACUGCACACACCUGUCGGGCAUAUUCCUCUCCAAUGUGCAUUCACUGCCCAACAAAAUUGAUGAACUCCAGCUGCCGAUGGGGAAACGCCGAGACUGCGCCACAUCUGCAGUUUUGUUUUACGGAGACGUGGUUAUAUGGAUCGAUACCGGACUCUGCACUGCAGCUGGCAGGCUUCCAACUCUUCAGAGCGGAUCGUAACACGGAACUCUCCGGCAAGACUAAAGGUGGUGGAAUCUGCUUUUACACCAACAGUGGCUGGUGUAACGAUGUGACAGUGAUUCAACAGCACUGCUCUCUUGAUCUGGAAACUUUUUUCAUUAACUGCAAACCCUUCUACUCGCCCCGUGAGUUCGCCUCAUUCAUUCUGGUCGGUGUUUACAUCCCACCGCAGGCCAAUGUGCAGGACGCACAGCGCACGCUCGCCGACCAGAUACUGCGUGUGGAGCGGACAUACCCGGACUCUUUAGUUAUUGUCCUCGGCGACUUUAACAAAGGUAACCUCACACACGAACUCCCAAAAUACAGACAGCUUAUAAAAUGUCCGACCAGAGAGGAGAAUAUUCUGGAUCACUGUUACACCCCUAUCACCAACGCUUAUCAUGCCGUCCCCCGGGCUGCAUUGGGCCACUCUGACCACGUAAUGGUCCAUCUGAUUCCUGCAUACAGACAGAAACUCAAACUCUGUAAACCGGCUGUGAGGACAUCAAAGCAGUGGAGCAGUGAGGCUGUGGAGGAUCUUCAGGCGUGUUUGGAGACUACUGACUGGGAUGUUUUCAGGACUGCCACCACCAGUCUGGAUGAAUACACAGAGGCUGUGACUUCAUAUAUCAGUUUCUGCGAGGACUGCUGCAUACCAUCACGCACCAGGGUGAGCUACAACAACGACAAACCCUGGUUCAGUCCAAAACUCAGACAGCUGAGGCUGCAGAAGGAAGAGGCAUUUAGGAGCGGGGACAGGGACAGGUAUAAGGAGUCAAAGUACAGGUUUAGUAAGGCGGUGAGGGACGCUAAACGGCUGUACGCUGAGAAUCUCAAACAACAGCUCUCAGCCAACGACUCUGCAUCUGUCUGGAAGGGGCUCAGACAGAUCACCAACUACAAACCUGAACCCCCCCCCACUCUAUUUGAAAGACAAUGGGACAGUCCUAACACCAACACCAUCCCCUACUACCACCAGCCCCUGCCCACCUGCAUCCCCACCCCCACCUCAGCGGGGGCCUGCCCUCACCCCAAACCUCCCACAUUGAAGGACCCCCCUCCGUCAACUACCAUGACACUCUCCAUCCAGGAGAGGGACGUAUCCAGUCUAUUAAGAAAAAAAAAAAACGCAAAGCAGCUGGACCCGACUAUCUUUCCUAGCAUCCUGAAGCACUACACAGACCAGCUGUCUCCUGUGACAUCUUCAACACCUCGCUGGAGACAUGCCAUGUGCCUCCCUGCUUCAAAACCUCCACCAUCAUCCCCAUCCCCAAAAAGACAAGGAUUUCAGGCCUCAAUGACUACAGACCUUUUGCGGAUUACACAACCCUCAUCGGAGUCUCACAUCUCACAUGGGGACGAGUCCGCCUACAGGUGGGAGAUCGACCGUCUGGUGUCCUGGUGUGCAGUCAACAACUGGGAGCUCAAUGCGCUCAAGACAGUGGAAAUGGUUGUACACUUCAGAGAGAACACAGCUACCAUCACUACCACCUACUCCCAGCACUUU